Molecule: messenger RNA, 2840 nt
Organism: Thunnus maccoyii (southern bluefin tuna)
Lineage: Eukaryota; Metazoa; Chordata; Actinopteri; Scombriformes; Scombridae
Gene: dcaf13
Product: ddb1 and cul4 associated factor 13
Exons: 11
Coding region: 145-1482 (445 amino acids)
Biological process (GO): maturation of SSU-rRNA from tricistronic rRNA transcript (SSU-rRNA, 5.8S rRNA, LSU-rRNA)
Cellular component (GO): small-subunit processome; nucleolus
Molecular function (GO): protein binding
Source: RefSeq, a predicted model, not a curated record
UCUUCGCAGAAAGCGGGUGGAAAAAAAACAACUAACGCUUUUUCAACACAUGGCUGGUGAAAGCUGUGCUUGCUGAUAUUUUUCUUCUGAAAAGUUAACCUCACUGCGUUUUAAGUGUGUGUUCAUACUUCAUUCUGCUGCCAAAUGAAAGUCAAAGUCCUCUCGAGGAACCCGGACGAUUAUGUCCGGGAGACCAAACUAGAUAUUCAGCGCGUCCCUAGAAACUAUGACCCAACCCUACACCCGUUUGAGGUGAGCAGAGAGUACACCCGGGCUCUGAAUGCUACUAAGCUGGAGAGGGUGUUCGCCAAGCCUUUCCUGGCCUCCUUAGACGGGCAUAGAGAUGGGGUGAACUGCAUGGCCAAGCACACCAAGAGCCUCUCCACUCUGCUGUCUGGCUCCUGCGAUGGAGAGGUGAAAGUGUGGAAUCUGACCAAACACGAGUGCGUCCACACGCUCCAAGCGCAUGAAGGUUUUGUCCGAGGAAUGGCCGUCCGCUACUGUGGAACAUCCUUCUUCACGGUUGGUGAUGACAAAACAAUCAAACAGUGGAAAAUGGAGGCACCGGGGUACGGAGAAGAAGAGGAGCCGCUUAACACAAUUCUGGGCAAGACAGUCUUUACAGGGCUUGACCAUCACCAGAAGGAUGCUGUGUUUGCAACGUGCGGCCAGCAGGUGGACAUCUGGGACGAACAGAGGAGCAGCCCGAUCCGUUCUUUCAGCUGGGGUGUAGACAGUUUCAGCUCUGUCCGCUUUAACCCCGUGGAGACUGAACUUCUGGCAAGCUGCGCCUCUGACAGAAGUAUAGUGCUGUAUGACAUGAGAGAAUCAGCCCCACUUAAAAAGGUUAUCAUGACAAUGAGGAGCAACACAUUAUGCUGGAACCCUAUGGAAGCCUAUUACUUCACAUGUUCAAAUGAAGACUAUAACCUCUACACAUACGACAUGAGGUACCUGGACCGGCCAGUCACGGUGCACAUGGACCACGUGUCUGCAGUGCUGGAUGUUGACUAUUCUCCCACUGGGAGGGAGUUUGUAUCCGCCAGUUUUGACAAGACCAUCCGCAUCUUCCCCAAGGACGGUGGCCACAGUAGGGAAGUGUACCACACAAAACGCAUGCAGCACGUCAUCUGCAUAAAGUGGUCAGCAGAUAACAAGUACAUCCUGAGCGGUUCAGAUGAAAUGAAUAUCCGAUUGUGGAAAGCCAAUGCAGCUGAGAAACUAGGAGUGCUGGCCCCCAGAGAGAGAGAGGCCGCCAACUACAGUCAGAAGCUGAAGGAGAAGUUCCAGCACCACCCGCAGAUCCGACGCAUCGCUCAUCAUCGACAUCUGCCCAAGAGCAUCUACCACCAGACCAAGGAGCUGAGGGUUAUGAAGGAGGCUCGCCGUAGAAAGGAGAGAAAUGUCCGCAAACACAGCAGACCAGGAACUGUGCCGGUGGUGUCUGAGAAGGAGAAGCACGUUGUGACUGUGGUCAAAUAAACAGACGUGAAGAAGAGUGCGGAAGACCCAGGAGCUGCAUUAGAGAGGCAAGGUGGAGCCCAAGAUCACAACCUCAUGGGACAUGUUCAGACUGCUCUCACUUCACAAUAAAAAAACGCAGCAUUUGGGCAACUGUGGGAACAACUUUCAAGUGACACGUUACUUGAAGGUACAAGGACACAUACUGUAAAUGCAUAUUAACAACAAAUCAAAACGUUCACCUUCCAUUAUUAAAGAAAUAGUUUGAUGUUUUGGAAAAUACACUUCCUAAAAUGUUACACUAUUCCUUUAAAUCAAAGAUCUUUGUACAUUAACACAGUGCAGUUGUAAGAUUCCCUUUACACAGGCUCUGAUGUAAUACAAUUGUGAUACUAUACUGUCCAUGUCUGGCUUUGAGCAAGUAGGCAUUUUCCAUCACAGGAUCCACAACCAGCACAAUAAUUUGAGAAAUUUCAGCAGAUUAAAGUGUCCACUGUUUAAAGACUGUCGGUUUACUUGAUGCCUAUUUACACAAAUGCAAAAAUCAGCGUUCACCAUGGUUUAAUUCAAGACUAGUAUUUCCAUAAAUGAGGUUCAAUAAAUGUCACCAGAGAUGGUGUAAAGCUGUCAGUAAGCUUCAAAUGCACAAGGUCAUACGCUUUGUUGUCCAACCACAUCUGUGUAGCUGUUAUAAAUUCCAAACUCGAAGGUGAGUCAGAAAGCCUGAUGUCACAGCCUCCUCCUGGCUGGAUCCCCAGUCUUUCUCCAAGAACUCUGUUUUUUUUGCCUGUCUUCAUAAUUUAAAAGGGAGAAAAAUGUACAAAUGGGGCUAAUAAGGGCUGCGCACUUUGGAACAGUCUCUCCAUGAAGGCAUUCAUGAAUGCCUUCAAUUCAUAAAUACAAAAAGUGAUGGAAGUAACUGUCUAGAGAGAGUUCAAACCCUGCCUGAAGGUGGCCCUUCACUGCGUAAAGCUGCUGUUAUUGCAAGAUGUUUCUGCCCUGCGAUGUCAGAAAAGGGAUGCCAGAUGUUGUUGGAUAUUCCAAUGAGCAUUACUUUUGAAGCAUUGUGAGGCCUUGGAAAACUUUUAUUUAUCUGCAGUGGAAUUUUUUUAUUUUCUUCUUUCAGCCAUUGUACCGGACAUCAAAUCCUGAAGUUUGGAAAAUAACCGGCCUAAACGAGCGCAUGAGUGGGUGUCUUACAAACAAAAACAGCUAGUUAACAUUUCUUACGUCAGUUUUUCCCUUUUUUCUCCAGGUUUUGAAAUUCCUCAUGGGAUAGGUAACAUUUUUUUGUAGAGAACAUACUUCACUCAAAAUCUGUAUGUAUGUGAUUGACACACUGUCUGCUGAUGUGUAUUUAUAAUAAACCUCUAAACUAA